Molecule: messenger RNA, 2508 nt
Organism: Galleria mellonella (greater wax moth)
Lineage: Eukaryota; Metazoa; Arthropoda; Insecta; Lepidoptera; Pyralidae
Exons: 3
Coding region: 1-2508 (835 amino acids)
Molecular function (GO): nucleic acid binding; zinc ion binding
Source: RefSeq, a predicted model, not a curated record
AUGCGCUGCGUAUUCCCGGCGCAUCACUCAGAGAAGCCCUGUAAAGGGGCGGCGCUGCUGGUGGUGUGGAUGAUUGCGAAAGCGUACCCAGACCACCGGUGCGAAAGCGCCAAGAGGAAUACCGGGGGGUUUUUAGUGGGGCGGUACCGUCGGGAGACGGAGAAUCCGCCACCACCGCACCGGUUCAGCCGGGGGUGGUCAGCCCCGUGUAUCUGGGGGGGGGGGGGGACAACGGAAGGCCAGAGGGGAGUAGGAGAAGAUGUUGUUGUGAGAGGAGAGAUAGUGAAGGAGGUGGGACUGGAGACCAAAGUGGUCCCGGUAAGAGCUCGCCGGAGUAUGGAGAUCGAUCCGGCUAUGGACGAUGAAUUGUCCAUGCUUGCCCGCGAGAUCGACAGCUCACUUUCGCGGUCGACUUCGUGUGCAAGUAUGUUAUUCAGUGAGGAUGAGGACUUUUUGGAGCGUCCUCGCUCCAGGCGCAAAAGGCGCCAUUCGAGAAGUGAUGAGGAGUCGUCAGUUGUCGAAAGCGACUCACAAACCUCGGCUAAGAGGAAGGGAAAGGCUGGGAAGGCAAAAGCCCCCAGCAGCGCAGAGCAGUUCCGUGUCGCUCUGUACGAAGGAGGAAACACCGUUCCGCCCAAGGCUAUUUCACCUAAGGCCACGGGCCGAUAUGCAGGACUGUCGCAGGCGAGGGCCGACCUUGCCGAAUAUGUCGAUAGAGAAAUGGAGAAAGAGGCCGCAGAGGCCGUUGCCGGCACUUCGAAACCAGUGACUCGCCAUUACAACAUAUUCCCCGUGGAGGAAAUUAAGCGAGCAGACGUCGUCGGAGCCGAAAUGGAUGAAUGUGCCAGAAACGUUUUGGAGGCCGUCAAAAAAUCUGGCCACUUGAAGGGUACGAUUAUAAAGACGAUCAAAGAGAAUAUAACGACCAUCCGCAGAAACACGGAGUGGUUCGUUGACCGGACGAACACGGCCGAAUGCGCUGAUCUGCGCAAAGACAACGCCCGGUUGGAGGCUGAAUUGAAGGAGCGGCAAAUUAUGUUGACCGGCAUCCGCGAGGAGUCGGUCAGAAGCGCCGUCGAGAUGAGGGCCCUUCGCAAGGCAGUCGCUAACGCCCCAAACGCGAAAGAGGUGCUCGAGCUUAGAGCCGAGAGGGAAAACCUUGAGCGUCAGGUUCAGUCAUAUGUCGACGAGACCAUAGACCUGAAGAGGAGAUUGCUGGAGCAGAGCGUUGAGCUCCGCAAGCUUAAAAACCAGCUACAAGAGCUGCAAGCCUCGUCAGUGCCGCAGCGUGCGCCUGGUGAGGCUACCAAGGACAAGACAUGUGCUGCACCGGCCCCUAUACAGCCGGUCGCGGCUUCUCCAGAUGAGAGCCUGGAGGCGAGAAUUGUACGGCAGAUCGGAGACAUGUUUAAUGUCCGACUUGCCGCAAUUGAGGAACGGCUCGCACAACCCGGCAAGAGGAAGCCGGCACGCAAUGCGAAAGCCGCAAGGAGUGCCUCGCAAUCCGCUCCGCGAGCACCGAAGGCACCAACCCAGAGUAGGGACCGGGCAACUCAACCGGUUCCAGCUGGCGAUCCGGGCACGAGUCGCGCCCCGCCGCCGUCCGCUACGUCGGAAGAAGACCCCAGCGAAGGAGGCCCCGCCAGUCAGGCGGCACAAGAGAAGACGGCGCCUGCCACGGCACCGGCGCCGAAGCCAAAGAAGAAGAGGAAGAGAAGAUUCCGUCUUCCGCGCUCGCAGGCAGUCGUUAUCACUCUGCAGCCCGGCGCGGAAGAAAAGGGUAUAACCUAUGCGACAGUGUUCCGAGAGGCCCACAGCAAGCUCUCACCGACCGAACUCGGAAUCACCGAUGCCAGGUUCAGAUUAGGCGCCACAGGGUCGCGUAUACUGGAGGUGCCAGGCGCCGAUUCAGGCGACAAAGCAGACCUGCUGGCCAAUAAGCUGGCAGAGAUCCUGCCGGAGGGGGCCGUCAAGAUUUCCAGGCCGAUCAAGUCGGCUGAACUGCGAAUACGGAAUCUUGACGACUCGGCUACACCUGCCGAGGUCAUUGCCGCGGUUGCGCGGGAAGGUGGUUGCGACGAGGCCCUCAUCAAGACGGGGGAGAUCCGUCGCGCUCCCUCGGGAGUCGGCUCCAUAUGGGUUCGCUGCCCAGUAAGUGCUGCCAAGGCCCUGUCCAAAGCCGGCCGGGUAAAAGUGGGCUGGGUAAUGGCUCGGGUUCAGACAUUAGAACCGAGGCCCAUGCGGUGCUACCGCUGCUUGCUCUCUGGGCACGUAGCGCAGUGGUGCACCGCCAGUGUGGACACCAGCGGGGGCGUGUUGUGCUUCCGCUGCGGAAAAGCGGGCCAUAAAUCCGCUCAGUGUACUGCGCAGUCGCCAGCUUGCGGUUUCUGCGCCGCGGAAGGUCGAAAAUCCGACCACAGAGUAGGCAGCACAGCAAAGUGCCGUCCACGGAAGGCUCGAGCUCCGGCGCGAGAUAGCCGUGUAGGCGGCGAGGCGAUGGAUACCUAG